CUCUUUCUCUCCUUGAGAAAGUUGAGUUGAGAUUAGAUGAAAUAGUAGGGUUAUGGUUAAGCUAUUCAGAGAUCACCUAUUUGCAAAACAUGUGUUAACAAGUUGUGCUCAAGGGUAGCAGCAUCACAAUGAUUUUAGGCAGUGUGCAUAUGAUAGUCAGCUGACUUUUGAUGUCAAAAGUGAGUCAAAAUGACGAUGAAAGGCAAGGCACUCUUCACUUUCCAAAGUGAAAACAAAGAGGAGAUUAGCAUACAUGAGAAUGAAGAACUGGUUAUCUUUGACAAUAACUCUGUGGAUGGAUGGUUACAAGGGGAGAACAGUAAAGGACAGAAAGGUCUCUUCCCAGCCUCUUAUGUGGAAGUAAUCCGCCCUCGUUCCAACUCCAACAUGACAGACUGCUCCAUAAGCCCGGAGGGUUCUCCCGGCAAUGGUUCCUCAUAUUUCCCCUCUACAGCAAACACGCCCUUUCACAUGCAACAGGGUUACUAUCACGAUGACGAUGAUGACUGGGAUGAUUGGGAUGACAGUUCCACAGUGGUGGACGAUGAUGGCCCCAGUGGCACAAAUGGACAUUCCCAUCAGAGCCCCCAUUCCAACAACCCCAAUGUCCACUAUUGUGCCAAACCUUACAUGGAGAGGCAGGACAGCGUCUCCAGCUCGCGGAAGGGCAGUAUGGUAGGCAGGAACUUGAACAGAUUCUCCAGCUUUGUCCGUUCAGGAGUAGAAGCAUUUGUGUUGGGCGAUGUGCCACUGAACGCUAAGAUAGCCGAGUCAUACACCAUUGCGAUGGGCCCCAAAGGGCCUCAAUGGAAAGAGAGCCCCACACCUUUCUCUUGCUCCAUCGAGGACCCCACCAAGCAGACCAAGUUCAAAGGCAUCAAGACCUACAUAUCUUAUCGGGUGACCCCGAGCCACAAUGCGAGGCCUGUGUACCGGCGUUACAAGCACUUUGACUGGUUGUACAAUCGUCUACUGCACAAGUUCACCAUCAUCUCGGUACCCCACCUGCCCGAGAAACAGGCAACGGGGCGCUUUGGGGACGAUUUCAUUGAGAAGCGCAAGAGGCGGCUGAUUCUCUGGAUGGACCACAUGACCAGCCAUCCGGUCCUGUCGCAGUAUGAGGGCUUUGAGCACUUCCUGAUGUGUGCUGAUGACAAGCAGUGGAAGCUGGGAAAACGGCGGGCGGAGAAGGACGAGAUGAUGGGAGCCAACUUCAUGCUUACCUUCCAGAUCCCCAACGAGCACCAGGACCUGCAGGACGUGGAGGAACGUGUGGACUCCUUCAAGACCUUCACCAAGAAAAUGGACGACAGCGUCAUGCAACUGACGCACGUGGCCUCGGAACUGGUGCGGAAGCACCUCGGAGGCUUCCAGAAGGAGUUCCAGCGUCUGGGGAACGCUUUCCAGAAUGUCAGUCAGGCGUUCAUGCUGGAACCUCCCCACUGCUCGGAAUCACUCAACACUGCCAUCUCCCACACAGGACGCACAUACGAGAACAUUGGUGAAAUGUUUGCAGAGCAACCUAAUUACGACCUCUUCCACAUGCUGGACAAACUGUCGCUCUACCAGGGCCUACUCGCCAACUUCCCGGACAUUAUUCAUUUACAGAAAGGUGCGUUCGCCAAGGUCAAAGAGAGUCAGCGGAUGAGCGACGAAGGAAAGAUGGACCAGGACGAAGCGGACGGAGUGCGUAAACGCUGCCGGACAGUGGGAUUUGCCUUGCAAGCCGAGAUUAACCACUUCCACCAACGCCGUGAGGUGGACUUCAAGGAAAUGAUGCAGGCCUACCUCAAACAGCAGAUAGCCUUCUACCAGCGUGUGGGCCAACAGCUGGAGCGUACCCUGCACAUAUAUGACAACCUGUAGAGGCUGGGCCUAUCAUCAUUCCAAACGUUAUCCUCCUGAUCCAAAAUGGCCGCCCAGUUCAACAGGGCCUCCCCAGGGGUUGGCAAAAAAUCCUAGUGAAACAGAGACAUGGCUGUAGUUGGGAAAGUAUAUCACUUUAUUCUAUUUUUUUUUCAUGGUGGACCAUUAUAGUCACACAAACCCUGGCUUGAAAGAAGAGAGGGGUUGCUGAGGUUGCUGCCUUAGAAAGAUGACUUUCUGCUUAUUUUGGCCUGAAUAGACAGAAAGAGGGAAUGUACUUGAAGAGACUGGGGAAGCCAGUUUGUGUACUUCACACAAUAGUCACUUUCCAGGCUGGAUUUCAAAGUCGAAAUUGUUGGUUGCAAGGGACUUACACCAUUGUAUUUUUCAUAAUUCCACCAAUUUUGCAAUGUUUUGACCAUAAUGUUAUUUAUUUUAUUUUAUAUGUUAGCAACCAAUCUUAAUGUAUUAAAUCAUUGAUGGCAUUUAAUCAUUCUUUGUAGAGGGUCAAAGAUAGGCAUGUGUAGCCUUAAUGCUUAGACAAUUCCCUGUAGAUGAUAGAAACUGAUCUCCAUUGGUGUAAUGUAUGAUUGCCGUGUCAGAAUAAGGGCUCGACUGCUCAGGUGUUCAGUGCAAACAUGUUACAUUAAUGUAUUUUCUUGAAUUAGCUCUCCAUACAAGCCAAGUUCCAAGAGGCAGCAGCUGCACUACAUAGUUUAAGAUCCUGUCCUGUGGUCCCUGUCAGUGCCUUAAGGAACCAAGCAUUUGAGUGUGAUUUUCGUAACAAAUGUCUUCACCUGCCUCUGUUUUCCAUUUGAGGAGAAACAGGCCCUUGGCUGAGUAGUUGAGUUUGCACAGGGGCUUUGUAACCGUGGACCAUGGUGUUGAGUCUGUGCGUGCAUGUGUGAUUGUAAUUUGAUAGAUUGCUUGUUGGAAGUACUUAAUGUUACAAUAAGAGGUACUGCAUGUUGGUUCCAACCUUAAAAGUAACAAUGGGAAAUGCUUUUGUCUGGAUAAGGACAUUUCUGUGCAUCCGCCAAAAACUCUAAAUGGGAAGAUGGGAAACUCCUUUCAAUUCGUAUUAUUAUAUUCCUAUUUAAUUUACAAAUCUCGUGACGUGCCUAUGAGACAUGGCUGUAUCUAAGUGGAUUUGUAUUUAGCUGAGCCUGCUAGCUAGCUACAUUUAACUACUAAACUCAUUUAAAUCACAAUAAAUAAAGGUUAACUUACUUGUUUUUUGCUGUCCAUUGGCAGCACAAGUGGAGCAUUUGACUUGCGAACUCAUCACAUGAUCAGCGUCUCGUCAGCAAUAUUUAAAAAGUACUUCCUGGUCCCCCAUGUAAUAGUACAAAAGUGUCAAUAACCAUUCAUGCUUUUUUUAACCUUUAUUUAACUAGGCAAGUCAGUUAAGAACAAAUUCUUAUUUUCAAUGACGGCCUAGGAACAGUUAACAGGUUAACUGCCUGUUCAGGAGCAGAAUGACAGAUUUGUACCUUGUCAGCUCGGGGGUUUGAACUUGCAGCCUUCCGGUUACUAGUCCAACACCACUAGGCUACCCUGCUGCCCCAUAUAUAGUGCCAGUCAAAUGUUUGGACACACCUACUCAUUCCAGAGCUUUUCUUUAUUUUUACACUUUUUUUUACACUGUACAAUAAUCGUGAGGACAUCAAAACUAUGAAAAUAACACAUAUGGAAUCAUGUAGUAACCAAAAAAGUGUAGCCACCCUUUUCCUUGAUGACAGCUUUGCACACUCUUGGCAAUCUCUUAAACAGCUUCACCUGGAAUGCUUUUCCAACAGUCUUGAAGGAGUUCCCACAUAUGCUGAGCACUUGUUGGAUGCUUUUCUUCUUCACUCUGCGGUCCAACUCAUCCCAAACCAUCUCAAUUAGGUUGAGCUUAGGUGAUUAUGGAGGCCAGGUCAUCUGAUGCAGCACUCCAUCACUCUCCUUCUUGAUCAAAUAGCCCUUACAAAGCCUGGAGGUGUGUUGGGUCAUUGUCCUGUUGAAAACAAAUGAUAGUCCCACUAAGCGCAAACAAGAUGUGAUGGCGUUUCGCUGCAUAAAACUGGUAGCCAAGCUGGUUAAGUGUGUCUUGAAUUCUAAACAAAUCACAGACAGUGUCACCAGCAAAGCACCCUGACACCAUCACACCUCCUUCUCCAUGGUUCACGUGGGAACUACACAUGCGGAGAUCAUUCGUUUACAUUCUCUGCGUCUCAGAAAGACGGAAUCAAAAAUCUCAAAUUUGGACUCAUCAGACCAAAGGACAGAUUUCCAAUGGUCUAAUGUCCAUUGCUAGUGUUUCUUGGCCCAAGCAAUUUCUUCUUCUUAUUGGUGUCCUUAAGUAGUGGUUUCUUUGCAGCAAUUCAACCAUGAAGGCCUGAUUCACGCAGUCUCCUCUGAACAGUUGAUGUUGAUGUGUCCGUUACUUGAACUCAGUGAAGAAUUUAUUUGGGCAGCAAUUUCUGAGGCUGGUAACUCUAAUGAACAUAUCCUCUGCAGCAGACGUGCUGUAACUCUGGGUCUUCCUUUCCUGUGGCGGUCCACAUGAGAGCCAGUUUCAUCAUAGUGCUUGAGCAUUUUUGCGACUGCACUUGAAGAAACUUUCAAAGUUCUUGAAAUGUUCCAUAUUGACUGUUGUUCAAGUCCUAAGUAAUGAUGGACUGUCAUUUCUCUUUGCUAAUUUGAGAUGUUCUUUCCAUAAUAGGUACUUGGUCUUUUACCAAAUAGGGCUAUCUUCUGUAUACCCCUCCUACCUUGUCACAACACAACCGAUUGUCUCAAAUGCAUUAAGAAGGAAAACAUUUACUUUUAAGAAGGCACACCUUAAUUGAAAUGCAUUCCAGUUGACUAUCUGAUGAUGCUGGUUGACAGAAUGCCAAUAGUGUGCAAAGCUGUCAUCAAGGCAAAGGAUGGCUACUUUGAAGAAUCUAAAAUAUAUUUUGAUUUGUUUAACACGUUUUUGGUUACUACAUAAUUCCAUAUGUGUUAUUUCAUAGUUUUGAUGUCUUCAUUAUAAUUCAACAAUGUAGAAAAUAGUACAAAUAUAGAAAAACCCUUGAAUGAGUAGGUGUGUCUAGACGUUUGACUGGUACUGUAUGAAAAAUAAUUGUCUAAACUUGAACAAUUAUUCCAAUUUGUUUGUAUUUAAGUGACAUCAAAUAUUUGCGAAUCACUGUAUAUGGAAUACAUAUUGGCUUACAGCAAGAACUAUGCUGGGUACCGCAGUAAAAGUAUUGUAGGGAAUACUCAGUAGGGUCUGUAGAAUGGUGUCAUUCCAUGGGGCUCUGAAUAAUACGGAGUGUUGCUGGCCUUUUACUCCACCUAUUCCAUUGCCUCCCAAAUGACAUCACAUGUACACUUACUACACUACAAAAAACCCUCUAGCCAAACAACAGUGCAGGGCAUUCUCACUGAAUUAAAGUGCAACUACACUCAAAAUCAAAGUUUCUUAGAUUUUCCCAGAUCUCAAAAGUUAAACUCUGAUGUGGUUUAAGCAUUGUUGUGAACACAGAAAAUCCCAUUUUGUUGUUUGUCUUUUUAAAAAGUGUGAAAAAAUGGGUAAACCUGAAAAAAUGGGGUAAUAAGAAACCUGGAAAUACAAAACCAAGAAAACUGAGUUUUAGGGAAAAUAGAGGUAGGCAAAAAAUAUAAACAGAUUUUUAAAAGGCCCUACCAAUGUUUUCAGCAGUGCAUGACUGCACUUUAGAGUGUUUCAUCCUGCAGAACAGCAUUUUUUGGGAAGUUUAGGUCAGGUCAAAUAUUGACUAUGCACCCAAGAGGGAAAAAGGUUGUGCCAUCCUAGAAAUGUUUUUGUGAAAUCUAAUAUAAUACAUCAAAUAUAGCAAACACUAUCCAAAGCGAGUCAUGAGCGAGUACAUUUUUGCGUAUGGGUGGUCCCGGGAAUCAAACCCAAUAUUCUGGCGUUGUAAUGCUCUACCAAGAUGCAUGACAGUGUUAUAAAUGCUUUAUAAAACCUCAAUUUAAUAUAAUGUAUAAGGCCUUUAUUAAUCAGUGCUUAUGCCACCCUUUAUAAAGCACAGGUUUAUGUCAUAUUUGACAUAGUGGGUUAUGGGUUAUAGUCGAUUAUACAUUUGACAUUGGUGGUUAUGUUACACAGUUAUGCUACAUUUAAGAACCCUUUAUAAAGCAUGACAUAUGGUUGUAGAUGCUGUGUUUUUUUUCUCCAUAUCCCACUCCCCAUGAGACACCCUCGGAGAGUGGGAUAUCCAAAAAAACACAUUUCCAAUUCACACAUGCGUAUAAUUCAAACUUGUACAUGUGUGAACUAGGACAUAUGUAAGCAUCCGUAUUAUUAUUUCCAUUCACCUCAAUUUGGCAGGACAAAAAAACAAUCACCAAAAUAACAAUACUGUAAAUUAUUGGAUGAUGUCCUCUUUUUCCUGUAAUGCUUGCGACCAUAGUUCCAGUUAAUAAACAAAGACUGCUUUGAAUGACCUUCUCAGUAAACAACAAAUGUCUGACUCUGUUUAUGACUCAGUACUAAGUGUUGUCUCAAUGGCUGUUCCACUUCCAACAUACAUUCCCAAGUAUGGGCAGAUGUUAAA
Molecule: messenger RNA, 6434 nt
Organism: Oncorhynchus masou masou (cherry salmon)
Lineage: Eukaryota; Metazoa; Chordata; Actinopteri; Salmoniformes; Salmonidae
Product: sorting nexin-33-like
Exons: 2
Coding region: 190-1866 (558 amino acids)
Biological process (GO): protein transport; plasma membrane tubulation; endocytosis
Cellular component (GO): cytoplasmic vesicle; plasma membrane
Molecular function (GO): protein binding; phosphatidylinositol binding
Source: RefSeq, a predicted model, not a curated record